AAAAUCUCAUCUCACAAGUCUAUCCAGGUAUUCAAAAAUGGAUUAGAUCACUAAAGCGUGUUAUCUUGUGGGAGUAAGUGGCUACGGGGGCCUCGAACAUAUUAAAUCAUUAUUUGAGUUUUAUGUCCCGGGGAUUGUAUGACGACAAUCCGCGAGAUGCUAGCAUGUAAACAAGACAUUUCGUGCAGUGUAAGCCUUGACCUUUCAAAGGUCAACAGGUACCCGUAUAUUACCUUGGUUUCUAGAGUCCGUUAUCUGAAUGGAGGUAAUUUUUACCAUGCCUUAUUUGAAAUUAGUCCGUAAUUCGGGUGAACGGUAACCAUACGCCAUUUUGUCCAGGUCCAAAUCCAAAAAUUUAGAUGUUUUAUGGGAUGCCUACUGUUGCUUCUUGCGAGACCAAUCUCCAUGAAGUGACGCGCGGUUACUGAGGAAUGGCCUCAGAUGAAACUGAAGACUGCUAUAAAAUCCUUGGAAUAGAAGCGAAUCCCACAUGGGAUGAUAUACAUAGGGCGUACAGAAAAAAAGCUUUGCAAUAUCACCCUGAUAGAUCUCUUAAAGAAAAGGGAGAUUCCUCUGAUGCCAAAUUUACAGAGAUCACUGCUGCGUAUAAAUCUAUUAUAGCUGAUGAUAUAGAUGAUAGUUUGGACAAUGAACAGAUAUUCUUUAACUUAUUCCAAGAUGUCCUUCUAUCUAAUAAAAGAGAAUUGGGUGUUUAUACAUUCUUCUCAAGUAUUACAUUAGGUGCUACCCCCAAUGCGGAUGACAUGUACAUUGAAGAUGUUGAACAAUCAUCAGAGUUUGAUAAAUUUGUAGAAAUCAUUAAUAACAGUCGCAAUAAGGGAAAACCAGUUCCAGACGAGUUUACCAAUGAUAAGUUGGAUAUUUUAAGAGAACAAUUUAACGAAGAAAGAGAAAUAUAUAAAGCUGAUUUAGAGGAAAGAGACUCUAGUAGCAAAUCAAAGCCUUCUACUCAGGUGCAGGUUUUAAAACCUAAACCCAAGUCGAAGAAACAAAAAGCCGCCGAACAAAAGAGGCGGGAGCGGGAAAUGGAAAAGAUUGCUGACGAACUUGCCGAGAAACAAAAACUUGAGGAAGUUCGUGCAGAGAAGAAGAAGAAAGCAGAAAUUGAAAAACAAAAACGCAACGAAGAAGAAAGGAUAAAACAAUUAGCUGAAGACAAGAAACAAAAAGAAAGGGAGGAGAAAGAGCGUUUAGAGCGCGAGAAACGCGACAAGCUCGAAGAGCAUCAACGUCUCGCUGAAGAAGAGGAAAAACGUAAACGAGAACGUGAGAAAGAGGAGAAAAAGAAACAAAAGGCUACAGCAGCCAAACAGAAGCAACAAGAACAAAAAGCUAAAGAAGACGAAGAGCGCAAGAAGAAAGAGAAAGCCAAGCAGCAACUAGCAGCUAGCCAAGCUGCGCAAUUAGCUGCACAACAGCGCAAUUAUCCCCCAAGAGAGGUGCCGCCAAGAUUUGCUCAAAAGCAACAAACCCAACAACAGAAGAAGUCACCAAGUUCGGGUCAGGUGACCCCUCAAUUGUCACCACAGUCAACGACUUCGUCUAAUACGUCGUCAGCGCAAAAAAUAGCGUCACAAACAGUACAAAACAUGCAACAAAAUACAAAGAAACAAAAUAAUACAGCUGUGAAACAAAACGUGUCAGGUGUAUCAGAUCAGUGGUCUGCGGGAACAGGAAGUACUAGUGCUGCCACUGGUUGGGGAAACGAGGAACCAGGUGACGGUGGUUGGAGCAGUGGUGCACACACUUCAGGAAGUGGGUGGACUGAUAUAGGAGGAGGAGAGAGUGAUCCACAAGUGGAAGGUGCCGACAGUGGCUGGGGUGUAAGCAGCACAACUGAAGCCAAUUGGGGAGGUUUAGGAACCUCACUCAAACAAAACAGUAUCGUUAUAGACACAAAGGACAAGGAGCAGUGGCCGAGUAUCGGCAACCAAUCAGAAAGUGCCUCAGAAGCAGGCGACGCUGACAACGCGUCAGUCAAAUCAGGAUCUGUGAUAUCAAGCUCAAGUAAUCCCGGUGUGACGGGAAGUAUCGACUUAGGUCAAGGGUCGAGUGCCAUUCAGGUCGCAGCCUCUAGCGGCUGGGGAAGUACAGAGGAGGAUAGUGGGUGGGGAGACGUUCCUACCAGUCAGAACUCUAAUACAGUAGGAGGCUGGAAUUCCAGCAACUCCACUAACCAGCAGGCCACAGUCAAUAUGCAACAGUCGAAUCCACCAGUGUCUGCGCCUGCAUCCAGUAGUAGCAGCGGAAGCAGUGCCCCAGACACACAAGUUACGCCUGCUACAUCAGGUAUAGAUGUCUCUAGUAGUCUCGGAUGGGGCACCAGUGUGGCCCCAGGUAGCAGCAGACCACCUGGCAGUAUUUUAAGCAACACUGGUGCUCAAGGAGGGGAGUCAGGCCCCACUAGCGCCAUAGGGGGCCUUUUCCAGGGUAUUAAUUUUAAUCCGGGUAGUCUGCCUGGGCUCCAGAACCCAGGUGGAGCGAAAGAAUCAGGCUGGAAUAUGAAUUCUGGUCUCAGUAUUUCCAGCAAUGGUGCCGAGUCCAAUGUCAAUAAUGCUGCAAUAAAGGCUGAUGGGGGAAGUGCUAACAAUCAACAGUUUGGAGUAUUCUCAGGAGGGUCAUCUGGAUGGGGUGUGCCACCCACCACCAGUGCCCCGCAACGUCAGGACAGCAAAGCUUCUGCCACCAGCUCCACAGGCUGGGGGGAUCCUAGUCCCAAUGCAAGUCCCAAUCCUAACAGUGCAGGCUGGGGUAACCCGACACCAUCAUCAGCUGCUGGUCAGUGGGGUUCUACCCCAGGGGGGAGCGCCGUCAACUCCCAGUCAGGCCAAUGGGGCCAAAAUCCUGCCAACCCAAAUCCUGCCACUGAGAAGCAACAGCAGCCGGCAUCAUUCGCCAAUGCUGCAGCCAAGGGCCUGAAUUUAGCUGCCCAGCAACAACAGACGCCUGCUCAGCUGCAAGCGCGCAGCCAAAGAGAGGAGAUUGAGGCAGCCAUCAAUGACCCCACUGGCUGGGGACGCGGCGUCAAGCAAGACAGCCAAUGGGACUGUGCACUCUCACCAAAGUCCAAACGCAAAAAUCCAGAAGAUGAUUCGGUUUGGCAUCAACCAAAUGAUGGAACUGCAAUAUGGGAAUCAUCCAAAGUGAACAAGGAGCCACCAGGGCCUCGACCUGGUGAUUGCCCCAACUGGGACAACCCACCGCCACAGCCAGCCACUGAUGGCUGGAACAACAAGCCUCCAACACAAAGUGCCAAUUCAGACUGGGAAGGCCGUAGAAACAACCCAGAGAGCUGGAACAAUGGACAGGGACGUAGCAAUGAAUGGGGAGGGACAACUAACAGUGUCAAUAGCCGACCUAACAAGGAAUGGGGAGGAGCACCUAACAGUAAUCAAUGGAAUGGUAACCCUAGUAACCAACCACCUCCUAACAACCAGCCUCCACCUGGCAACCAGUCCUGGGGAGGCCAACAGGGACCACCCCCAAAUAGAGCACCAGGAGGGCCUCCACCCAAUGGCUGGAACAGUGCUGGUAAUAAUCAAGGGCGUCCUAGUAACAGUGGCUGGGACAGCAAACCCAACGCUGGUGGCUCAGACUGGAACAAUCCUCCACCUGCAGUAAACAGCCAAAAUAGUGGAUGGGGAGGUAGCCAACCUAAUGGACCCACCAGUAACAACCAGUGGGGGAACCAGCAAGCACCCCCUCAACAGCCACCACCUCAACAGAACAACUGGGGAGGCAGCAACCCCCAGCAGGCUAACAGCAACAAUGAAUGGGGUCAGAGCAAGGCUGACACAUCAGGAUGGGGAGGCACUCCUCAACAACCAGCCCAACAGGCUCCAGGACCCAAGAUGUCCAGCUCCAGUUGGGACAGCACCGCUAGAGGCUCCACAUCUAGCUGGGGUGACGGCAGCAACACUCCCACCACCCCAGGGCCUCAGCCCACAGGAUGGACCGCAGGACCACCACAGGCAAUUCCUGAUGUGAAGAAGAUUGAGCCUACUGGAUGGGGUGAUGCCAGUCCACCGUCAUCUCGCAAGAACGGCUCUAAUAUAGAUGCUGGAACAUCAUUCUGGGGUGACCCUAAGUCUCAAAAGCCCCAAGGUUGGGGAAGUCAAAGCAGUGCCCCUACCACCCCACAGACCCCAGGCCCACCAGGGGCAGGCCGUAAGAUGGAGGAUUAUAAUAGGAUGAAUGGACAGAAACCUAAUGGAGGUUGGGGUGAUGCUACUGGACCAGACAAUCCAACAAAUGAUGCGGCUGGCUCCCUCUGGGGCUCCACAGGGCAGCAGCAGAAAGGUGCACCAGGCCAGGGAGGAGGCUGGGGGGACAAUCACUGGACUGGGGGGCCAGGAGGACAGCAGUCUGCACCCUCAGGACCCAAGCCUCAGGGAUGGGGAGAUAAUGACAAUGGAUCUUGGAAUGCCCCAGGCCAGAAGCGCAAUAAUUCCUGGAAUGAGGGUGGUUCUAAAGCUUGGAAUGAGGACACAGACAUGGGUGAAUGGACCAGUGAUGCUGAGAAGUCUGCUCUCUGGAGCAGUGCCCCUGGUCCUAGACCAAACACAAACUCAAAUUGGGACAACAGAGAUAAUAAUCCAGUCAGAAAGCCUUCAUUUCCUACUGGUGGUGCUAUGACAUACAAUAAACAGCCUCAAAUGAGAGUAAAACUGCUGCAGCAAUUGAUGGAGAUGGGCUUUAAGAAAGAUGAGGCCCAGCAUGCUUUGAUCAACAAUAAUCUUAACCUGGAGAGUGCCAUUGCUGACUUACUCCACGGUGCUAACAAGGAUGAAAUAAACUUGACUGGGCUGGGUGGUCUUCCGGGACGCCGGCCAACUUCAUUCCAGGACCAACUGGCCGAUCACAUAUCCGAUACUCAGACCGACGCCAACUCGUUCAAUGUGCCUGUCAUCCCUGGCUCUAUGCACAAUACUCCUACAACCACCAAUGCUCAACUCACCAACCUACAAGCCAAUUCCGUCAAAGGUCCUAGUCUGAACCCUAGUCUCAGUAUGCCCACCAAUCACAGUAUUAAUCCCUCCCUCCAGCAGAAGUUGAUACUUGCUCAACAGCAACAGCAGCAGCAACCCACUGCCAACAACCCCCCUCAGAAUCAACAGCAGCAACAGGCAGCCAUGCGCAACCAGAUGCAGCAACCACCGCCACUUAAUAACCCACAAAUGGUUCACCAACAGCUGCAGAACCAAAUCGUUCAGCAGCUACGUAUGGCCGUACAGGCCGGCCUUAUUAACCAGUCACUGUUGAAUCAACAGCUGACUCCACAGAUGUUAACCAUGCUGCAACAUCUGUUACAGCUGCAGGCUGUUCUGCAGAGGUUGUUGCAACAGCAGCAGAUACUGCAACAGCAGAAGAAUGCAAAUCCGCAACAGCAGCGACAACAGCUGGGGGAGAUCAUGUUGAUGAUCCAGAAGAUCAAACAGCAGAUCCUCAGUCAGCAACAGAGCAUUGCGCAGGCCCAACAGCCAGAAGGGCCUCAGGGCAAUCAAGCCAUGAAGCAAGAUGUGCUCACCAACUUGCCAUCAGACCUAUCUCAACUCAAGAUAGGUGCCGAUAUUCAGCCAAAAAGUAAAUCUCGGCUGGAGAUGUGGAAGCUCCCAUCUCCAGAGAAAGACGAAGGUGCCGGCCUCAAUAAAGCACCCGGAUCAAAACUACCAAUCCAUCAAUCGCAUUCCACACCUAAUUUGCAGUCCAAGAUUCCGGAGCUGCCCUCUGUCGGGGGCGAUAACCCUUGGUCGACAUCGACCAGCAGCAGUUCUAAUUGGCCAACAUCUAGUGCCAUUACAAGUACCAGCCAAUCAGAAACAGAUCCCAAACUUGAAUCUCCCGCCAACGCGGAAGCAGAUGACAUGAUAGCAGAGUUUGUUCCAGGGAAGCCAUGGGCAGGCUUUAAGACGAUUGAGGAUGACCCAAACAUGACACCAGGAAGUAUCGCAAGUAGCUACAGUGUUGCUACACCCAAAGAAGAAUCGAUCCAGUCUCUACUAAACAAGACCACCAUGGGCACCUCUGCCACGCAGUCAUUUAGCAGUGGGCGCUCACUAAGCACAUCUUCUGCAACAUCUUGGAGCACAGGAGAUGCACCUUCAUCUACAUCUCCCUGGAAUGCUACUAGCAAAGCAAGCGCUGCUCCAGCCCGCCCACCUCCAGGACUUGGGGGCAAGAAUAGUCGCCCUGGUUUGAAUCGCAGCGAAUCUUGGGCUCCAGGAGAAAGAUCUGCUUUCCAACCAGUGAGCAGCUCUGGUUCAAUGUAUAAUAACAACAAUCUUGGCUGGAUGGUGAUGAGCAACCUGUCAGCUCAAUUCGAUGGCAACACACUGAAGGCAUUAUGUGCACAACACGGUCUAGUACGCCAAUUUUUCCCCAAUUUGAGUUAUGGGCACGCACUCGUGUGCUACGCUUCACUGGAUGAGGCUAUGAAGGCACAAAAAGCAUUAAAUAAUUGUCCACUUGGAGGCAGUAGUAUCCAGGCAGAGGUUGUGACGGAAGGAGAUGCUCAGAAAUAUGUUGAGAUGCAGAAUUCCCUUGCCCCCACCGCUACAGCGCCAUCAGCGAUUAAUGCUGGUCGGAACAGCAUGUGGGGUGGAGGCAAGGAUCCUGGCCAGUGGAACGGCAGCAGCUUUGGGCUUCAGGGGGGUAUGUGGGGAGGGAGUAUGGGGGGAGGUGGUCUCUGGGAUGAUAACCACCACAACCUCUUGACAGAAAACCUUUUAGGAGGGCAGUCUAUGUAGUCUUAUAUCACUGCUGACAACUGAACUCUAAUACAGUAGAAACAUUCAACUAUUCAUCUAUCGGACUACCAAGCCGACGGAACACAAAUAAACAAUAAAAAAACUACAAAACAAACAAAAACAAUAAUGUAUGUCGUUUAUAACAUUAACAUGUAAUGAUGAGCAACUUUUUAUUAUAACUUAGCAUUUAAAGGGUCAUUAUCCCAUGCAAUCUGUUUGAUCUCUGAUCCCGGUCUACGGGGCAGUAUUGUUGGAGCUUACGGCUGAGAGACGCAGCAUUCCAAGUACGUAAAUAUAAUAUGACAUAAUAAUCUGAAUGCAAGGCUAAUUUUAUGGUGCUAUUUGCUUCAAAGAAGCCAGGCACACAUUGUAUUGUAUAUUUUUAAUUCAAACUUCAUGUGGAAGUGUCGGCGAUAGUGAGUCUUUCAAGUGUAUGCUUUACUUAUUAUUAUUAAAAUAAUUAACGGAGCUGUUUUACUUGCGAGAUGCAACACCUCCAUUCACCAUGAUAUGAUAUAUACCAAAAAAUAUUAUUAAUAUAAAACUGAAAAAAAUCGAAAAAAAUACACUAAAUGUCCAGUGCUCUCAUAUGAGUGGGUGUGGAAUACAUAUUGAAGCAUGCACAGUUGCCAUGGUGUAGUAGCAGAGUUAUUAUUAGUAUGUAGUAGUCAAAUGCAAUGAUGUACAUGUAUGUACCAUGUAAUUGGAAACAUAUGAUCUGUAUCAUGUUUUUAAUGUCCCAUAUGGGUACCUAUCUCUUCCACAAUGUGUACUAGAGUGCUCAGGGGGCAGUGUUCUAUAUGCCUCUCGUGUCUUAAGUCUUUAUCCAGUGUGAUAUAAAUAGCAAUGACAAUGUAUACUACCUAGUGGAAAAAAGUAAAUAUCAAAUAAAAUAAGCACUAGGAACCGUUUUUGGUUUCAAGCUGUACUACUUAAAAAUCA
Molecule: messenger RNA, 7709 nt
Organism: Owenia fusiformis
Lineage: Eukaryota; Metazoa; Annelida; Polychaeta; Sabellida; Oweniidae
Source: the annotation of a GenBank genome assembly